Staurois parvus is the source of this 2309-nucleotide messenger RNA. The record is from the annotation of a GenBank genome assembly. Lineage: Eukaryota; Metazoa; Chordata; Amphibia; Anura; Ranidae.
GUUUGGGGGGGGGUCUAUGGCGGCCCGGGGAGGUGCGAGGGUGCGGGCCCUCUACUCCUGCGAGCAUUGGGAGAUUGUGAAGCCGUCUGUCAGCGAGCUGUCCCGGGAGGUCCGCACCAAUAUUCUGUGCACUGUAAAGGGAUGCGGUAAAGUGCUCCCCAACCCCCCCGCGCUCAACAUGCAUUUGGUCAAGUCCCAUGGAGUGCAGGAAGGAAUAUCCAAUCCCACACUACGGAAAGACUUAAAAGCAUCACAGAAACUAUACUGUUGUCCGGUUGAGGGUUGUCCAAGAGGCACAAAUAGACCCUUCUCACAGUUUUCUCGUGUUAAGCAGCACUUUAUGAAAAUGCAUGCGGAGAAAAAGCACAAAUGUGAAAAAUGUGGAAGCUCCUAUGGCACAGAAUGGGACUUAAAGCGGCAUAUUGGGUACUGUGGAAAGACUUUUAAGUGCACCUGCGGAUGUCCUUACACCAGCAGAACUGCCCUCUUAUCGCAUACUCACAGAAUGGGUCACGAAGUUCCCCUGGAACACAGGGACCCUCCUGUAAAGAAAAGAAAACUGGAUGCAUUAAAACAGAACCAGAAAGCUGUGAAUUCGGAGUGUGCUGUCAAAAACGAUCAGCCUGAAGCAGUUAUGACUUUUGACCAGCAGAUGGCAGAGUUAAAGGCAUCACCUGCAAGUGACACUUACAUUGCAUCCUAUGUUACAGGGGACACUCCUCUACAGCCAAGUCAAGCACAAAAACUCUUGUUACCAAAGCCUAAGUUAGCAGUAGUUAAAUUACCAGUCAUGCAGCUGGCUCACCUGCCUGUCCUAGUCCCGGCCAGCGACUGUCCUAUGAAACCUGUAGUGGUAGCGGUUAAUAGUCGUGGACCAGUCAUAAGUACAUUGCAAUUCGUACCUCAUAAUGGAACAGUCCUGCCAAGUCUGGGUGCUGAGACGUCAUCUAGUAACCUCCCUCAAGCUGGUUGUCUAGGAGCUGCUAAUUCUUAUGUACAAGUCAAUAUGGGGAGACUAUCGCCCAAUGACUCUCACUCAAAUUCCAAUGGUAUGUUGCCUAAAGGCAAAAUCACAUCUGAUGUUCAAACGGACUUAUCCUAUUUUACCCCCAGUAUUUUACCCAGUACUUCUUGGGCUGCCAAUGAGUCUAGCAUUUCAUCUUCUUCCCAAACAGACUUGUCCUUUACUGCCCAGAUGACUUUGCCCAUCAGUGUAGAGACUCAAACACUGCAGGACUAUUCUUCUUUUGCCCCCAAAUCUCAUCCAGAGGUCUCCGAGGUCAGUCCUUGUCUCAGUUGUGGAAUCUCUCGGGAGACUCAAACGAGCAGUGCCUCACUGCUGAGAGAGAACCCAAUGCUGGUGGACCAGGCAGUCAGCUGUGAUAAUAUCUUCAAUAACACGAAUUCCUUUUACACUGUGUCUACACAAACAAGCCAACCAGACAGUACCUACAUCCCAGGAACCUUGGGGCAAAAUCUACUGAGUGCAGAUGCCAUGAAGGACAUCAGGGUGGAGGAAAUGAAAGCUCCCUCUUUCAUUAAUUUCAACACACAAAAUGGGACCUUCCCACCCCAAAACAUGACUGAUAACCAAACCCAAACUAUGGAGCUGUUAAGUGACCUCGAAAAAAUCCUAUCUGACAAUAUAUCCAGCCAGCCAUUGGAUAAUCGCAAUCUGCUGUCCGCUGGAGAACCCCAUCUAUCUUCUAACUGUAACCCCCAACACCGGCAUCGAUUUUGACAUCGAUGAGUUUUUUUCAGCAUCCAAUAUCCAGACCCAGACCGAAGAGAGCAUGCUGAGCAACCUGAAUUCUGAAUAUUUGGAUAUUGAAACGCAAACCGAUUUUCUGUUUUCUAAUGACUCAACACAGUCGUUUUCAAACAAAGGCAGUUCCAAUCUGCUGGGGAUGGAAAUGUUCGAUACUCAAACCCAGACGGACUUGAAUCUCUUUCUGGACCGUAAUUCUCCCUUGCGUCUGGGCAGUCUCUUGAAACAGUCUAGCUUUUCGAUAAGCACAGAUUCUUCUGAUGCAGAAAGCCAUGCAGAUGGAGCCUCAACCAGCAAAAAUGUGCCGUGCCCUGCGCUGGAGAGCCACGUACAGCAGAACAGCGCCCAGACACAAACCACUGACAGCUGCUUUGAGACUCUUGGAAGUUUAUUUCUUACGAGCAAUGAAACCCAGACUGCUAUGGAUGACUUUCUCCUGGCAGAUCUGGCAUGGAAUACAAUGGAGUCUCAGUUCAGCUCAGUGGAAACCCAGACCUGCGAGGAGCGCUUCGCUUUGUUUUCUGAAAAAUCUGAGAACUGA